Suillus subalutaceus is the source of this 2025-nucleotide messenger RNA. RefSeq lists its product as uncharacterized. The coding region runs from base 1 to 2025 and encodes 674 amino acids. NCBI's taxonomy places the organism in Eukaryota, Fungi, Basidiomycota, Agaricomycetes, Boletales, Suillaceae. The transcript is spliced from 9 exons. The record is from RefSeq and is a predicted model, not a curated record.
AUGACGUCUUCGGAACUCCUGCUACUGCAAGCUGUCGAGGACAUGACGAGGGAAAUCUGCCGUGUUACUACGAAAAUGUGGGCUGUGGGUGUCAUGAGCGGGCUCGACACCCUUUUCCCCAUUGUCCUGAAUGGGGAGCUUCAUGUCACUCAAAUAAUGAAUGACUGGAGACAAGACAUCCAGAAGCUGAUGUCUUGGUUAGACUGGAGUGUAUGGAUUAAAUGUCGACCUGCUUGCGGUCCAGAGGAAUUGUGCUAUCUUUCUGCUUGGCCCGUCAAUGCCCCAAGGCCAGAGCGUUUCGCUGACUGGGUCGGGCCUCCCGAAUACCCUUCGAUGCCAGCAGAGGAUUGGGGUUUGCCCCAACCAAGUGCCUUGGGUCAGCAGGCCCUAGCAUUACAUGACCAGUUUCCGAUCAACACUACUGGAGAAACUGGCGCUCGACCUUUGGAUAUCAUCAACUCGAACUCUGGUCAUCAAAACAGUAUCAGCUCCAACGAGCGAUGGAGUUUUGACGAAUAUCCCCCCAAGAAUGUAACAGGGAACUUGAUCUUCAACACUGUCCAUUCAUUACUGCAGCACUGGCCAAAUACACGACAUCGUAAUGGUCACAAUAUAGUACCAGGAGUGAUUCCAAUCGGGACUUUACUCUAUCACGGCACUAAUGGCUCGCACAUAAUACCCAGUGAGCCUGAGUGGACCGCUACAGACCCGGAGCAUGCUAUUUUCUUUUCUCAUGGAAAUGGAACUGGCUGGCUCCUCACACUGGCAGCAACGCGACCUCUCAAAGUAUUAUACUUUGAUGGAAGCAGUGCUGUUAAGAUAUUAGAGGGUACUAUGGAUAUACAGGACAUUAUAGCCUGGGGAGAACCGCGACCCGAGCGAUUCUUCGAUGAAAGGGAGCGGAUUGAUGCUCUCUGUACAUGGGGAAAGGAGUUCGGAAUCGACGGUUUCGCAAGUGAAGUCAUGUUGUGUGAUUUCACAGCCGGCGUCGAGGUAGUGUCUUUCGUACAUCUCACCUUACCAAGGGACGACCAGUCAUUCCCUUUCUCUACUUCGCUCGAUCCCAACACUUUGAUUCGCACGUUCGAGGGCUUGCACUCUGGCUUAUGGCACAAUCGCUACCCAGGAGAUUCUCGCAUUGUGCUGGACCUGACUGGUCUUAUCUCAUUGUAUGAUACUGCACUGGCACCAUCCCUCAUCUCGGUUCGCGCGGGUCUUGAACGGCCCAACCACCGGGUGCUCGGAAUAUCAUCAGAUGACAUAUCGCAGGCAGCGGGCAUUGACUGGAAGACGCUUAUUCACGUCAUCGUCGAUCGAUACGCGGAUCGACUCGAGCUGACGCAGUAUCUCCUCAACAUUAGCUCAUCAGACCCACAAGAACUCCUUGAGCGAGCGAAGCUCGCGCAAACCCAGUUCCGUGUUAUGCUCACGCCAUAUCUAUUACAUUCCAUCGCCAUCCCAAGCGCAGGCACUUCAGGCAUAUAUUCAUCGCAGUGGGCGUCCCCGAUAUUUAGUCUAUGUGCCAGAACACACACUUCCCAGAUUACUAACCUCAAACCCAUAAUGACGUCUUCGGAACUCCUGCUACUGAAAGCAGUUGAGGACACAACGAAGGAGGUCUGCCGUGUCACUACAAAAAUGUGGGCUGUAGGCGUCAUGAGCGGGCUCGACACUCUUUUCCCCGUCGAACUGAAUGGCGAACUUGAUGUCACUCAAAUAAUGGAUGACUGGAGACAAGACAUCCAGAAGCUGAUGUCUUGGUUAGACUGGAGUGUAUGGAUCAAAUGUCGACCUGCCUGUGGUCCAGAGGAAAUAUGCUUUCUCUCUGCUUGGCCCAUCAAUGCCCCAAGGCCAGAGGGUCCGCUUCUGUCUCCACGGAACUCACAAAAUCUCAUGAAUUCCCCGGAAGCGCACUACGUCACUGACCGAGUCAGACAACCCAGAUACCCUAAGGUGCCGGCGGAGGAUUGGGGCUUGCCCCAACCGAGGUGCAUUAGGCGCCUCCAGCCAUAUGAGUUUAAUUAA